AUUCUUGCCGACGAAAAAGAAUAUACUCAAAAGAAAAGGGCAUAAUUGACAUUUUCUCAAUCUCCUCCAUAAUUGAGGGGAACGGGAAGAGUCAAGCUAAGAGGUGGUACAGAGUCGGAGGCAUCAGAGAAAGAGAGAGAGAAAGAGAGAAAGAUCUCAAUGGCGGCGAUAACAAGUGCGGUGAUAGCAAUAGCCGGAAUUAUAUUGGGAUGGAUAACGAUAGAGUUAGCUUGUAAGCCUUGCCUGGAGACAGGUCGUGAAGCCAUCGACAGAUCUCUCAAUCCUGAUUACGAUCCCGACGACCAAGACGUCGACACAUCUUCCGAUCUUCAUGCUCCUCUCAUCCCAAAUCUUCCUCCCGAUAACUCCGAUCCUGAUCCCUCCACCGCGAUCAAAUCAGUCUGAUCGAUCUUGAGUUUUGUUUGUAUUUACCUCAUUUGCCAUCCUUGUGUAAACCUCGCUCGUUUUCUAAAAAGAUUGCAAUUUCAGUUGAUUCCUGCUCAUUUAAUUGAAUGCUUGUGUCUUCUUUUUCUUAUUGCAAAGUUAUAAUUGAGAAACAAGUCGAGUUCUAUCCA
This is a messenger RNA of Arabidopsis lyrata subsp. lyrata, 575 nucleotides long. RefSeq lists its product as uncharacterized. NCBI's taxonomy places the organism in Eukaryota, Viridiplantae, Streptophyta, Magnoliopsida, Brassicales, Brassicaceae. The transcript has a single exon. Bases 160 to 405 code for a protein of 81 amino acids. The record is from RefSeq and is a predicted model, not a curated record.